UACCCCAGAGACGGCCAGCCAAUGGAGUCAAACGGUCACGAAAAAACAGGCAGCAGCAAAUGCAAACAGCAUUUUUAUUUGAAAUACUGCAUCGGUGGCAGAUAAAUGCCAGUUAGACUGCCAUGACCGCGAAGAAGUAGUUUUAUGUUGACUGAUUGGCUCGUUAGCAGCCGACGCGCCGUAUCAAUACAAAGGCCUAUGUCACCAGUUAGCGGCUGUUCCUCAGCUAGCUAGCUAGCUAGCUAGCAAGUGAUUUAACGCCGAGCUCAUUUUAAUGUUUUAUCUGUAACGCAGUUAAACGUCUCCACUAAGAAGACAGUGUUUAAGUAUUUUUUGUUUUUGCUUCUCUACGAAAAUGGCGGAACAGAAUGCAGUGGUCAUGCAGCAGAAUUUGGACAGGAGCUGCUGGGUGUGCUUCGCCACGGACGAGGACGACCGCACAGCAGAGUGGGUGCGUCCGUGUCGGUGCCGUGGCUCGACCAAGUGGGUUCACCAGGCCUGUCUACAACGCUGGGUAGAUGAGAAGCAGCGAGGCAACAGCACAGCGCGCGUGGCCUGCCCACAAUGCAAUGCAGAAUACCUCAUUGUCUUUCCUAAACUGGGUCCUGUAGUUUACGUGCUGGACCUGGCUGAUCGGCUCAUCUCCAAGGCUGGCCCCUUUGCUGCAGCUGGCAUCAUGGUGGGCUCCAUCUACUGGACAGCUGUCACCUAUGGUGCUGUCACUGUCAUGCAGGUGGUGGGCCAUAAGGAGGGCCUGGAUGUGAUGGAGCGGGCCGACCCUCUAUUCCUCCUCAUUGGGCUGCCCACCAUCCCUGUCAUGCUUAUCCUCGGCAAGAUGAUUCGCUGGGAGGACUACGUCCUGCGUCUGUGGAGGAAAUAUUCCAACAAACUGCAGAUUCUCAACAGCAUCUUCCCAGGGAUUGGCUGUCCAGUUCCUCGGAUCCCGGCGGAGGCCAGCCCCCUGGCCGAUCACGUGUCGGCCACACGGAUCCUGUGUGGCGCUCUGGUCUUCCCCACCAUCGCCACCAUCGUGGGGAAGCUCAUGUUCAGCAGCGUUAACUCCAACCUACAGAGGACCAUCCUGGGAGGUAUCGCCUUUGUGGCCAUCAAGGGGGCGUUUAAGGUGUACUUCAAACAGCAGCAGUACCUGAGGCAAGCCCACCGCAAGAUCCUCAAUUUCCCUGAGCAGGAGGAGGCCUGAAGAGGGAGGACAGACGAAGAGCACAACUUCUGCUGGAGGGAGGGAGGGAGGAAGGAGAGGAGGGGUUGAACUCUCAGUGAACAGGACAUGCUGGUGAAAUGGACUUAGUCACCCUCAUUUACCUACUCCUCUCCCACCUCACCCCUUCUCACCCACUCCGGAGUGAUCCAUCGCACCGCUGCCAACCUCCACGCAAGGAUCCCCACCACACGCUGUUUCUUUUUUUUUUUUUUUUAAACUUGUGACGCUUUUGUAAGGUGAAGACGGACAAGACUUGCAGACUGGAGCAUGUUUGCAGUUAGCGUGCAGUAUCACACAUUAACACAUCGAUUCCCAAGAACUUGUGACGAGUGACUGGGUGGAUGUGCUUCAGCAACCACGUAACAAAUACUUACUGUAUUUUAAGGAGAAGGAAUGCGAGGCAUCUGUAAUUAGAAAGUUUUAUAAUGAUAAUAAAUGAUUGUUUUAUAAUGUUUGUUUUGCAGGUUUGAAAUGUCCCGUAUGAUGAUGAUGAUGGGGAUUUGUAUCGAUUGAGGAUUUCUGUUCAGUGUAUGGAAUGUAUUAAACAAUAAAAUGUGUAACAUUUGUGAAUAUUAACGCAAACUAGGAAGCAUUUAGAGGAAAUUUGUUGUGACUGUGACACUAAAGCUAACCACAUAGAAAUGAGCACACUGACCACAGAUGGAGUUAAGUCAGAGGUGUGUCUUUUAGACCCUGAUUUAAAAACUCUUUUUGCUCACAUGCCUCAGCAGUGUUCAGGAUUUGCCUCUCGCUUUAUGUCCACCUUACAAAAUGCUCUCCUGUGUUUUGAAGCCUCGACGGCCAUUGCAGCGCUCCAGGUUUGGUCGAGCCUGUUGCCAUGACACCGCGUGGAGGAGACGGAUGUUUCAGGAUGUUGGACAGUUUUCACAUGACAUCCAUUGCAGCAAUGAAACCUUUGGACUUUUAAUGUCAGAUUUAUUUUAUGUCAGGUUUCACCUUCGCCCCUCGACCAGCACAUGAUGAUGAUGGCUUUCGUGUUGUGUGUGAACCACAGCUUCGGUUCUGUACUAAUUACCAUCCAGACUCUGGCAAUUUAAAAUGAGUCAUAGGAGCAGCUGAGACUUUUGGCUGGACUUUGUAUGGAAAUUAAAGGGUCAGUUCACACAAACAAGCCCUAUUUUCCUGCUUGAGUUGUGUUCAUCCUUAGUUUGUUUUCACUCUAUAUACAGAUAAAUGAAAUUUCAUUGAAUUAAAAGUGUUAUUAAAGUGCAUUUCUUUGGUAACAACAAUGAAGAUGCAUUCUAAUACUUAAAUUCUCCUAAUAGAACAAAAAAAUGUACUGAAUCUGGAAAAACUAAGUUGCAAUUGUGAAAAUAAGGCUUGUUGGAAUGUGAGUGAACGGACUGAAACGUGCAGUCGUACUACGUAACCGCACAUAGAUUUGUUUUAAAUCAUUGAGAGCAUGGUGUGACUGAAUAUCCAAAUGUUGCCAUUUGCCAGACUUAGCAAUAACCCAUAAGUUGCUAUUGAUACGAGGAUCUUGGUUCUGUAAAAAGACACAGUUGACCACUUGGAAUAUUUAACCUGCACAUGUAAACCGUGCCUGCUUUCCAGGUGUCGUCCUACCACCGCCUUCCUGGUACAUCCUCCGCUCUGCCAAAAGAGACGUUCCAACGUGAACUGCGUUGUACACACAUUGCGUCUGACUUCUGUGGUAUUAGUUCUGUGAAUAAAUGUAUUUUUCCA
Molecule: messenger RNA, 2929 nt
Organism: Amphiprion ocellaris (clown anemonefish)
Lineage: Eukaryota; Metazoa; Chordata; Actinopteri; Pomacentridae
Gene: marchf5
Product: membrane-associated ring finger (C3HC4) 5
Exons: 6
Coding region: 356-1201 (281 amino acids)
Molecular function (GO): zinc ion binding
Source: RefSeq, a predicted model, not a curated record